GCACAUGAGCUGUUUACUUAUUACCGCAGACUCGAAGCAAAGCUCGUCUCCCCAGUAUUUGGCAAUUCGCUAUCACUUGUUUACGCUUAUGGCGCUACUGAAUUAAUAAAGUUGUAAUAAUGUUUAGUUAAAAAAAAAUUGCAAAUGAAUUGAUUAUAGGCCUAUGUAAUAAAAAAAUAUAAAAACAAAAACUAGAGCAGCCGGUCAACUGCAAAACGUGCGUGUUAAUUCAAAAUAAAAUCUUUAAAAAAUAGAUUGCACUAUUACAACGACGGUAGUGAGAAAUACGUUAUAAAAAGCAAAUACAAUCCACUAACGCAGCUGUUUAUUUUGCAAUAAUUAAAAAUGAGCACUAUCGUAAAUUUAGACAACGCCAAGUUGUUUGUGCCGUCCACCACCAUUGUGAUACCCAAUAGCAAUAAUAACGAUUCCACGGAUGAUCGCAUUAAUGUCAACAGCGAAGGCACCGCAAUUAUCGAAAUUGAUAACGCAAUCAGUACCGAUAACGAACGGCUCAACAAAAUGGCAAAUUUCGAAGAUAUUGUACAGAGAUGCCGCACCGCAUUCGCCAGUGGAAAAACAAAAGACGUUAAUUUCAGACGAAAACAGUUGGAGAAUCUUUUAAAAAUGUAUGAGAAUCAUGAAAAUGAAAUGAUCAACGCGCUCGAUGCGGAUUUGCGUCGCCCCAAGCAAGAAAGUUUAAUUGUUGAAACAGAAUUUCUCAAGAACGAUAUCAAACACAUUCUAUAUAAUUUAAAUGAUUGGGUAAAACCCGAAACGCCUGAAAGGUCGCUGGUGAAUUUACUGGACGAUGUACAAAUCUUUAAUGAUCCCUACGGCGUGGUUUUGGUGAUAGGGGCAUGGAAUUAUCCCUUACAAUUGCUGCUUGUGCCUGUUGCAGCUGCUAUAGCCGCGGGCAACUGUGUCGUAAUUAAGCCUAGUGAAAUUGCAACCAACUGUGCUAAAUUUGUAACAGAUAUGAUACCUAAAUAUUUGGAUAAUGAUUGCUAUCCAGUCAUUUGUGGUGGGCCUACCGAAACUGCCGAAUUGCUCAAACAACGUUUCGACUACAUUUUCUACACUGGCUCCACAAGAGUAGGUAAAAUCAUACACGCUGCUGCCAACAAGUAUUUAACGCCAGUGACUUUAGAAUUGGGUGGUAAAAGCCCCUGUUAUAUUGACAAAUCUGUUGAAUUGCGCACAGCUGUAAAACGCAUCCUAUGGGGCAAACUGAUCAAUUGCGGCCAAACAUGUAUAGCGCCCGAUUAUGUGUUGUGCUCAAAAGAAAUACAAGACAAGUUCAUUGUCGAAGCCAAAGAAGUCCUCAAAGAGUGGUAUGGCGAAGACAUUAAAAGCAGUCCAGAUCUCAGUCGUAUUAUCAAUCAUAAUAAUUUCCAACGCCUACUUGGACUGAUGAAGAGUGGCAAAGUUGCUGUCGGCGGGAAUUAUGAUGCUUCUGAACGAUUCAUUGAGCCAACAAUUCUAAUUGAUGUCAAGACUGAAGAUCCUAUUAUGCAAGAGGAAAUCUUCGGACCAAUUUUGCCAAUUUUCUCAGUGGAAAAUGCCUUCGAUGCAAUCAAAUUCAUAAACUCCAGGGAGAAGCCUUUAGUGGUCUACGUUUUCUCCAAAAAUCCAAAAGUAGUUAAAGAAUUAAGACAAAACACUACCAGCGGCGGAUUUUCCAGCAAUGAGACAUUAAUGCAUUGUGGAGUGGACACUUUGCCUUUUGGUGGCGUUGGCUCCAGCGGCAUGGGGCGCUAUCAUGGCAGAUAUGGAUUUGAAACAUUCACUCACAAGAAAUCUUGCCUUGGAAAGGAUUUGAAUCCCUUGGGUGAAAUUUUGGCGUCUGGUCGUUAUCCACCUUAUUCAGAUCGUAAAUCAUCGUUACUGGGAUUUCUGUUGCGCAAACGUCGGCCCUUCCCCAAAAUAUAUCUGUCACAUUUAUUGGCUGUUGGUCUGGGCGUUGGCCUCACAAUACUCUUUACUCACUAUAUGCAGGGCAAAUUGUUCUCACGCUAAAAUCGCUCGUUCGGAGUUCGUUCGAUGUGCAUCAAAGUGAUCACCAUUUCCCUCAUGCAAGCGUUAACGGAUUACUUAUAUAGAUACGAGUAUGGAUAUGUGUUUUAGCAGCCCGCAUCGCUUAGUGGUAGUAUCCAAAUCGUAUUUGUAAUAUACAUCUGUGCUUUUGUAUUUCUUUGGGAAGGCAACUCAGCACAAUAAUCGAUAUUUGGACCAUUUAAUUUGUUGUAUACUUUGUUAAAUGAAGAAUUAUUUUAUUAUACAUCUUACACAUUUACAUACCAUGUACACCCUGUUAUAAAAAUCAGUCCAAAUUAAUAACGAUUCAAUCAUAAAAACUAACCCCACUCGCACAUAAGGCAUUCGCAUAUAUAAAAUUUAGAAAUAAAGGUGUAACUAAUUAUAGAUUGAAAUUAAAUUUACUUUCAUUCUUAUCACUUGUCCUUUGCAGAGUGGUUACGAUAAGAAAUGAUUGUUCACUAAGAAAACAAAAACACAAAAUUAGUUAUACUGUCUAAUACAGGCCGAUGACUUUAAAUCUAUGUAUUUCUAAAAAAUGUUAUUUAAUAUGUAUUGUAAAGUUAUUUUAUAUAUAAUAAAAAGGAAUAUAAUUUGAACACA
This is a messenger RNA of Anastrepha ludens (Mexican fruit fly), 2640 nucleotides long. RefSeq names its product aldehyde dehydrogenase, dimeric NADP-preferring (gene Aldh-III). Gene Ontology annotation, cellular component: cytoplasm. The transcript has 14 exons. Lineage: Eukaryota; Metazoa; Arthropoda; Insecta; Diptera; Tephritidae. Bases 346 to 2019 code for a protein of 557 amino acids. The record is from RefSeq and is a predicted model, not a curated record. Gene Ontology annotation, biological process: aldehyde metabolic process. Gene Ontology annotation, molecular function: aldehyde dehydrogenase (NAD+) activity.